AUGUCCUCCAAUUCAUUGUUUGAACUUGUAAAAUAUUCAAUCACAUACAUGCUUGUUUAUACACGUGUAAACGACAAGGAAAAGAUUAUAUGCAAUGUGGUUGAUAAGCAGAGGCGACUCAAAUUUCAGGUAAGACUGAAUAAAGAGCGAGAAGAAAAGAGAAAGGAGAAAGCAGAGGCUCGUCUCUACACGAUCAUCAAGGUAGCUCGUGAUGAAGACCUCGGUGAACAAAUUGGGAAGGAGAUUUAUUUUGAUCUUGUGAAUCAUGAUAAAGUGUGUACAUUUCGUAUUAAGAAAGAUAUACCAUUUACUCAAUUCAAGGAGGAAGUUGCUAAGGCAUUUGGUAUACCGGUGCAAUUUCAACGUUACUGGCUAUGGUAUAAACGCAAUAACCACACAUAUCGGCCUUAUCGUGCAUUGACAUCCCAAGAGGAAAUUCACUCUGUUGGCCAAUUGAGAGGAAGUUCAAAUGAAGUGAACAAUGCUGAGCUAAAACUGUUUCUGGAAGUAGAAUUAUGUCUGGAAAUAAAAUUUGAACCUAGUGUGUGUUGUGAAAAAAUUGACAGCAUGCUGAGUUUUUGCGACUAUCAGCUGGAAGAUGGGGAUAUAAUUUGCUUUCAGAAAUCCCUUCAAAAUCAAUGCAGAGAACAGUAUCGCUUUCCUGAGGUUCCUUUGUUUUUGAAGUACGUGUACAAUUGCCAGUUUAAAGUGACGAAAGGGCAUGAUGAAACAGAACAAAAAGCAGAAGCUUGUCUCUACACAAUGAUCAAGGUAGCUCGUGAUGAAAACUUUGGUGAACAAAUCGGAAAGGAAAUUUAUUUUGAUCUUGUGAAUCAUGAUAAAGUACGUACUUUUCGUAUGCAGAAACAGAUGCCAUUUACCAAAUUCAAGGAGGAAGUUGCCAAGGCAUUUGGUAUACCGGUGCAAUUUCAACGUUACUGGCUAUGGAAAAAACGUGAGAACCACACAUAUCGUCCUGAUCGUGCAUUGACAUCUCAAGAGGAAAUUCAAUAUUCCGUUGGCCAACUAAGAGAAAAUUCAAAUACAGUGAAUAAUACUGAGCUAAAACUGUUUCUGGAAGUAAUAUUAUGCCCGGAUUUGCGACGUUUACCUCCACCAGGAAAGACCAACAAAGAAAUCCUUCUAUUUUUCAAACUUUAUAACCCUCGCGAAGAGAAGAUAAGGUAUUACAUCUUGCUUCUCAAUAGCAGGAAUAUUUUCGUGCUUGAAUUUGGGAUCUCCUCAUCUAUUUCUAGAAAACACGAUUACAUGGAGAGGUGUUUUGUACUUUAA
Molecule: messenger RNA, 1293 nt
Organism: Solanum tuberosum (potato)
Lineage: Eukaryota; Viridiplantae; Streptophyta; Magnoliopsida; Solanales; Solanaceae
Product: ubiquitin carboxyl-terminal hydrolase 13-like
Exons: 13
Coding region: 1-1293 (430 amino acids)
Biological process (GO): ERAD pathway
Cellular component (GO): BAT3 complex
Molecular function (GO): polyubiquitin modification-dependent protein binding; misfolded protein binding
Source: RefSeq, a predicted model, not a curated record